AUUAAAAUCUUUUGAAAUCCAUUUUCUGAUUUCUCCGAAGCUUGGUUUUCCACCACCAAUGACCUCCUUACGACCGUAGAUAUGGCGACCCCCAAUCUUACCGUCAGCGUAGGAGUGAUUGUAUGGAUCCACCGCCACCGGUUGGCCCACCGGCUAUGGGUCCAGGAAUGGUCCCGCCGUCUGCUCCUAACUCCUAACCCCGCGGUGGACAGAUUCCUUACGGUGGCCCUCCAACGGCGCGUCCUCCGUCUUUUCAGGGAAGAGGACCCGGGCCCGUGCGAAGUCAAGGGAAUUUCGAUUCGUACUCGACCUUUCGGCCUCCCCCGGGAAGAUUCGAGAUGGGCCGCGGUGGGGACGUCGGUCAUGGACAUGUUGUAGACAGGAGAAGUGACAGUAUAAGAGGUCGUGAAGUCGGCCAUGGUGGUGGGGGGAGAGGUGGCCGUGGCGGCGGCGGAAGGGGUUAUGGAGGGAGGCACGGAGGGUCCAGUAGAGGGGAUUUAGACAAUGUUUCACUUCCUAGGCAAAAUUUUGGAAAUCUGGUUCCUUUUGAGAAGAACUUUUAUAGGGAGAGUUCUGCAGUUCGAGAAAUGACAGAGCAAGAAAUAAUGCUUUAUCGUAGAACAAGGGAGAUUUCAGUUCAAGGACAUGAUAUUCCAAAACCGAUAAGGAUGUUCCGUGAUGCUAAUUUCCCUGAUUAUUGUCUUGAGGUGAUUGCUAAAUUGGGUUUUGUUGAGCCAACUCCAAUUCAAGCUCAGGGCUGGCCUAUGGCUUUGAAGGGUAAAGAUCUAAUCGGGAUUGCUGAGACUGGUUCUGGAAAAACUCUGGCAUAUUUACUGCCAGCAUUGAUUCAUGUUAUUGCACAGCCACGAUUGGUUCAUGGUGAUGGUCCUAUUGUAUUAAUAUUAGCACCUACGAGGGAGUUAGCUGUUCAAAUUCAAGGAGAAGCUGCAAAGUUUUCUACGCGUGCUAAUAUAAGAAGUACCUGUAUCUAUGGUGGUGCUCCUAAGGGACCACAAAUUAGGGAUCUUAAACGAGGUGUCGAGGUUGUAAUUGCUACACCUGGUCGACUGAUAGAUAUGCUAGAAGUUCAACACACAAACUUGCAAAGAGUGACUUACCUUGUUCUGGAUGAGGCUGAUAGAAUGCUGGAUAUGGGGUUUGAGCCUCAGAUAAGAAAAAUUGUAUCUCAGAUCCGGCCCGAUAGACAAACAUUGUACUGGAGUGCAACAUGGCCAAAGGAAGUUGAAUCAUUAGCAAGGCAGUUUUUAUGCAACCCAUACAAGGUUAUUAUUGGAUCACCUGAUCUGAAAGCAAACCAAUCUAUUAACCAAGUUGUUGAAAUCAUAACAGAGAUGGAAAAGUACAACAGGCUAGUCAAAUUGCUGAAAGAAGUGAUGGAUGGUAAUCGGAUACUCAUAUUCAUGGAGACAAAGAAGGGAUGUGACCAAGUUACUAGACAGCUCAGAAUGGAUGGAUGGCCUGCCCUGUCCAUCCAUGGUGAUAAAAAUCAGGCCGAAAGAGAUUGGGUCCUGGCUGAAUUUAAAAGUGGCAGAAGUCCUAUAAUGACUGCCACUGAUGUGGCUGCACGGGGACUUGAUGUAAAGGACAUAAAGUGUGUAAUCAACUAUGAUUUUCCUACCAGUCUGGAGGAUUAUGUACACAGGAUUGGUAGAACUGGACGAGCAGGGGCCAAGGGGACUGCUUUUACUUUCUUCACACAGGCAAAUGCAAGGUAUGCUAGGGACCUUAUCAAGCUCCUACAAGAUGCGGGGCAGGUUGUCUCCCCCGCAUUGUCCACAUUGGCUCGCUCUGCACCUUCGAAGUUUGGAGGUUCUGGAGGAAACUUCAGCUCCAGAGGACGUGGCAGCUUUGGUAACCGGUCUUUGAUAUCAGGAUCUAAUUAUGUAUCUCUUGGUGGAAAGAAGAGGCCCUGGUAGUUCGCCUAGAGUCGGUGCCGCAAUGAUGCCCCCGACCCUUUUAACGGUUUAUUGUAGGAAAUUAUCUGUG
Molecule: messenger RNA, 2007 nt
Organism: Hibiscus syriacus
Lineage: Eukaryota; Viridiplantae; Streptophyta; Magnoliopsida; Malvales; Malvaceae
Product: DEAD-box ATP-dependent RNA helicase 30-like
Exons: 10
Coding region: 339-1937 (532 amino acids)
Molecular function (GO): ATP binding; RNA binding; RNA helicase activity
Source: RefSeq, a predicted model, not a curated record